AUGUUACUACCUCAACACUAUUCCCUAUUCCCCAAGACCCCAAGAAUGGUUCUAACAAACAGAGUACAAGUUGCACCACCUGCAAAUGGCAAAAAGUUAUGGCGUGUCAAACGAACUCCAUCUCUCGGCACAUCGACUCUCACUAGUGAUCUGUCUCUCGAAUGCUGGAACAACUCUUUGCGAAUUUCAGCUGCUGGUAGACAGUUGGCCAAGCGGCCACCUACGAAAAGACCAAAGUCUAAGGAUGGAGUGCCCAAGAGUUUUGUGUUUGUCGACUUAUCGCCCGUCCGUAGUUCGGAUGAUGACGAAACUUCACUGCCCAACACAUCAAAUACGUCACCUCUCACAGACUCGGGCUUGUUGUCUCCAUUGUCCUUAGGGAACUUCUCCUUCGGAAGUAUACUGGAUGAUGACAUGUCUCAAACACAAAACACGGACUUCUACAAUGAUUCUUUCUUCCUUGCUGACGACACGAAAGUCCUCGGCUUAGGUUUCUUGAACAUGGACUACAACUAUUCUCAACCACAACCGAUGGCUCCAUAUCCAGAUAUGUUGCUGUCUUUUGAAAGCGCUGACAUAGCCACAAACGAAACCCAGAAUAACAACAUACAUCAAAUGGCAUUUUCAUACCCCGAGCAGGCCUCGGUCGUGCUGAAUCAGCCAUCUUCUGUUGGCCACAAAAGAGCAAAAUCUGUUUCCACCUUUACCGGACGCAAAAACGGAGAUGGAUCAGUGUUCAGAAGUUACAAAGGCCCAAAUGCAGUCAGAAAACACUCCAGAAGGAGCCAGAGAUCUGUGCUGGAAUCAAACAUCGUCUUUAAUGCUUCUUCUUUGCUAGACACUUCUUCGGCCCAAGUUUCGCCCGUGACCCCAUCGGCAGACAAACUUUUACAAGACUUUAUGCAUAUCCCAGAGGAACAAAAGAUGCUGGCAUCGGACGGAGAGAUUUUGAAUCCGGAGGUUAUGUCUUUUGGAGAUAACGAAUCCUUUUUGAAUUCGCUUGAUUUCGGGUUCUCUAUGGGAUCAGACUUCCUGAAAGAAAACCAAGGUUUCCUCUGUUUCCCAACUCUUUGA
Clavispora lusitaniae ATCC 42720 is the source of this 1074-nucleotide messenger RNA. It is a transcript of the gene AGA1, whose product is annotated as Aga1p. Lineage: Eukaryota; Fungi; Ascomycota; Pichiomycetes; Serinales; Metschnikowiaceae. The record is from RefSeq and is a predicted model, not a curated record.